UUUGCUUGCCCUCUGUUGAAGGAUUUACUUCCGGGCACACGGUCCACCCGCUCGCUCGUCGAAAUCAAAAUGUAUGAACUGGAUAUUUUUCCGCGCUUCAAGAUAAUGCAAUAAUUUACGACGACUUCUGCUGUUUUAACUAUAGAUAUAUAUUUUUUGUUGUUGUUUGGUCGUGUGCAUUUACUACUUAUCCGGGUUGUUUCGUUAGCCAACUAGCUCGCUGGAAAACGAGAGUUGCGAUCUUCGUGAAAGACACUUUUCUUACCGCGGGUCAAAGAAGAUGUCUGCGGAAGAGGCGGCAGACAAAACAACCCCGGCGGACGCGAGUGCGGGAGAUGGCGGAGACGAGGAAGAAGAGUGGCUCUACGGAGAUGAUGAUGAGAGAGCUGAUGAAGAAGAGGCCAAACUAUCCGCUGCUGUCAGUGCACCUAUUCCUGCUACUGAGUCAGAAGAGGCAGCUACUACAGGCAAUGGAGUGGAAGCUCAGGAGAAGGAGCCAGGAGAUGAUGACGACAGUGAUAGCGACAGCGAUGAUGAUGACGAUGAUGUUCGUGUCACCAUCGGAGACAUCAAGACCGGAGCCCCACAGUACACAACGUAUGGAGUGGCUCCUGUUAACCUGAACAUAAAGACAGCGGGAGCCAGACCCUAUGGAACAGGAAACAAGUUAAAGGGUGUGGAUCUGGCCCCAGGAAACAUCAAUGGAGUCCCAGUAGUGGAGGUGGACAUGGAGACGUUCGAGGAGAAACCCUGGAGGAAACCAGGUGCUGACCUGUCUGACUACUUUAACUAUGGUUUCAACGAGGACACGUGGAAGGGCUACUGUGACAAACAGAAGAGGCUGAGGAUGGGCCUGGAGGUCGUCAACAUCUCCUCCACCACCAGUAAAAUCACUGUUCAGCAGGGCAGGACGGGGAAUGAGAAGGAAGUGAGUUUACCCAUCCACACGUCCAAACCUGACUUCCCACUCCAGCCAGCCUCUACAAGUCAUCCAUGAACAUGAACACUACCAGGAUCUCCCCCCCACAGUGGACUGCUCCCCCCGUCCAGGACAUGUCCUACUAUACGAAGACCAGUGGUACGAUCGACGUGAUUGGAGGAGGGACCGCUACCAUCAGCAGAGUGGAGGAGAGAAGA
Molecule: messenger RNA, 1137 nt
Organism: Oncorhynchus keta (chum salmon)
Lineage: Eukaryota; Metazoa; Chordata; Actinopteri; Salmoniformes; Salmonidae
Product: pre-mRNA 3'-end-processing factor FIP1-like
Cellular component (GO): mRNA cleavage and polyadenylation specificity factor complex
Molecular function (GO): RNA binding
Source: RefSeq, a predicted model, not a curated record